Molecule: messenger RNA, 567 nt
Organism: Portunus trituberculatus (swimming crab)
Lineage: Eukaryota; Metazoa; Arthropoda; Malacostraca; Decapoda; Portunidae
Product: antifreeze protein Maxi-like
Exons: 2
Coding region: 1-567 (188 amino acids)
Source: RefSeq, a predicted model, not a curated record
AUGGUGGUGGCUCUUCUGGCGGCGGCGGCGGCGGCGGCGGCGGCUAUGGUGGAGGCUCUUCUGGUGGCGGCGGGGGAGGCUAUGGUGGAGGCUCUUCUGGCGGCGGCGGCGGCGGCGGCGGCUAUGGUGGCGGUUCAUCUGGCGGCGGCGGCGGCUCCUCUGGCGGCGGUGGCUAUGGUGGAGGUUCUUCUGGCGGCGGUGGCGGCGGCUAUGGGGGUUCCUCUGGCGGCGGCGGUGGCGGCUAUGGUGGUGGCUCAUCUGGCGGCGGCGGCGGCGGCGGCUAUGGUGGCGGCUCCUCCGGCGGCGGCGGCGGCUAUGGUGGCGGCUCCUCUGGCGGCGGCGGCUAUGGAGGUGGUUCCUCUGGUGGCGGCGGCGGAAGCUACGGGGGUGGUUCAUCUGGUGGCGGCGGCGGCGGCUAUGGUGGUGGCUCAUCUGGUGGCGGCGGCGGCGGUGUGUAAGUGUGAUGGCUAUACUGUAGACAGGACAUAUCUGAUACAUCUCCCACACCUGCGCUGCACUGAGGGUGUCACACGCUCUAAAUUACCAAGUUGUGUUGGAAUAAGUUGA